Molecule: messenger RNA, 252 nt
Organism: Haemonchus placei
Lineage: Eukaryota; Metazoa; Nematoda; Chromadorea; Rhabditida; Trichostrongylidae
Source: the annotation of a GenBank genome assembly
ACAUUCGCUAGCCCAUUCAUAUCCCGGAAUCAUUUGUACCUCUUCUAUGGACAUGAUUAUUCAAGAUUUAUGCUUGUUCCUCUUACUGGUCCUUCAUGUGGUAAGUGUGAAGUACGACGAACCCAAGGAUCACCACCACCGGACGACUACAUGAGCAAAACGGUGCAGUGCUUCGAGGAAUUCGCCCUGAUUUACGCUAAUCAGAAUGUCCGCAAUCUCAGACCGAAUUUCUAUCUUCUGAAUUUGACGUGA